UAAACAACUGUCUUCACAAAUGCUAAGUUAUUAGUCAAGCUGUGACUAUUUUGGUAAAAAUAAAACUUGUUUUGUUUUUAUACGUGAAAUUUCGUAACAUUCUCGCUUCUUAAGUAAUCUACGGCUACGAAAAAGAAAAUAAUAUAAGUUGCGAAAUGGCGGGAGUUCCGACUGACUGGCAAUUAGGAUGUGUUGUGGUGAAGCAGCGAGGAGAGUAUCUCUUGAAGUCAGGGCAAUGGUCUGAUUGCACCUUCCUGGUGGGUGCUGAGCCCGACCAAGUGAUUAUUGCUGGCCACAAGCUUUUGCUGGCGAUGGCGUCGCCAGUUUUCGAAGCCAUGUUCUAUGGUGGUAUGGCAGAGAGGAAUGAUCCGAUACCCAUUUUAGAUGUCCAGCCUGAAGCUUUUAGGGCUCUGCUAGAGUACAUAUACACAGACAACAUAAACAUCAGCUCAUUUGACAAAGCCUGUGAGCUCUGCUAUGGAGCCAAGAAGUACAUGCUGCCUCACUUGGUGAAGGAAUGCACGAGGUACCUGUGGUCAGACUUGUAUCCUCGUAAUGCGUGCCGAGCUUAUGAGUUCGCCAGGCUGUUUGAAGAGAAUGUGCUCAUGGAGAAGUGUAUACAGAUUAUCAGCACAAACACAAAGGAAGUUUUAAACGACAGCAGUUUUGAGGAUGUAGAGCUGAACACCGUAAUCACAGUGUUCUCCCUCGACCAUCUGAAUGUGGACAGUGAAUUGGACCUGUUUGAAGCUGCCGUGAGGUACUCCAAGGCUCAGGAUAAGAGGAACUCUGAGAGGAGUGUGUCUCCACCUUCGGAGAAUGGACCCCCAAACGAAAAGAGGCCUAAAAGUCCUGGUACUUCCACUUCAAAAGAUAAAGUGGUGAACGUAGACAGUAGUGCAGAGAAUAGUCCAGAAGCAGUGACAGUCCAGGAGCCACAGAAGUCCAGUGAGAGUGCAGACCAACCCUUACCAGGACCCUCUGAUGAGAGCAAGAAGAAACCAGCACCAGAUCCAAAAUCCGACAAGCCAACGAUCCGCAGAGCUAUCGAAAAGAUCAGAUUCCUCACACUAACCCCCCAGCAGUUUGCAGUAGGCCCAGCUCGGUCCUCAUUGUUGACUGAGUCUGAAGCCUUUGCAGUACUCAUGAACAUAUUGUCCAGUACUUCUGAUGUACCCAUGCCCAGUGGCUUCUCAACCUGCAGGGUGCCUAGGAAACAGCUGAUUGGAGAUGGGCCUUCUUCUAAUAUAGCGACGCUGACCGUAGACACUCCUAGCCCAGUGAUGCUAGACCAGGUGUUCCACCAGGGAGCUCCCUCACACCACUCCUGCCUGCUACCGUACCCCAGGCCCACGAGACAUGAAGUUGUCCCAGAAAACCCGGAGAGGAGACAUCGAAUUCCCAUCGUGGACCCCAUAGCCGUACCCCGUCACCCUUCCAUAGUCCACAACGCCAGCCUCUCAGGCCUGGGGAUGGCAGACCAGCUCGACAGGAUGGAUAGACACGCUACGGACUACAACAAGAUAUACUGUCAAAGAUCUAUCAUACAGCACACGGAUUGCUUGAAUACUUCAGUGCUGGAUUGCUCUGUAACUUUCAUGGUGGAUAAGAAUAUAUGCCUUUUGGGUGUGCAGGUGCCGACACAAGCUCCGUCGGAGGAGGGCUCGGCGGCGGCGGGCGCGGGCUCGUACUGCGAGCUGCUGUACGCGCACCUGCUGGACGCCGACGGCGCCCGCCUCACCUACACGCACUACACCAGCCGCGUGCCCUUCCGCCACCUGCUCGACAUCAUGUUCAACCGCCCCGUCUACAUACAGAGGAAUAAGGUAUACAAAGUGGGCAUAGUAUUCAACAAGGUGGGCUGGUACCCGAUGGGCACCUGUGCUCAGCAAGUGGCCGCAGAAUCUGUCUUCUUCAACUUCGGUAUCGGCCAGAGUUCCGACUCAGUCCGCGACGGUCUCAUCCGGUCUAUCAUCUUUACCUACUAGCAGACGAGCUCGCCCGAUCUUUAUAUCGUUUUGUAGACGAAAAAGGUUGGCUUGCUAUAUAGAACUUUAGGUGGCAUGUAGAUUAUAGUUUAAUAAUAUAUAAAUUAAAUAAUUAAGAAAAGAAAGUGAAAUAUUGUCGUGUUCGCAGUGAAAAUCACGUGUUUGUCAUAGUGUAAAUAGAUGUGAAAUUUUUAAUUCGUAUUGUAACUUUUUUGCGUAAAAUUGUAAAUAAUAUAAAGAUUUAAAAAUGUGGACAGUAUUAUAGAGAUUAUAUCAAUUAAUUGGUCUUGUAAAAUAACUUCGGAUAUGUAGCACACAUGUGGUUUUUACUGCAGAAAAGCGAUCAGAUAAAAAAAUUAUACAUCCGAAUUAUUAUUUUGUCUUUGUGAACAUUUAUAUGGCUGGAUUCGUGAAGAUAAAGUACCAGUGGUUACUUGUAACCAUUUUUGUAAUUAAGUAUUGUGUUCGACUAAAUAACGUGUAUCACCAGAGUUUUAAAACAUUUAAUUUAAUGUGUUCAUAUUUAUAUUUCCUAAGCAUUUGAUGCGAGAAAUCUGCAUUGUUCGUUUGUUCGCGUGAUGUGUUUCUUUUUAUUUACUAAGUUGAUUAACACCUAAUAAAUAGACAAAGCUUUUUUAUUUCAGUUUAUCAGCAGUAAUUUCUUUCUAUUUUCGUUAUACAGUUUAGAUUCUACACACAUAAUAUGAUCAGAAAAUAAUGUAUAAAAUAUCAAAUAAUGCAUUUCGUAUAAAAACUUUGUAUUAUAGAUUAGUCUAGAUUUUCAUAAUUGACAAAAUAAUGGUACCAAAAAAUAUAAUGUUCAUAUAUAACAGUUAGGUAAUAUUGUAAAUAAAACGAAUAUAGUGCUCAUUUAUUAAAAUGUUUCAGCAUGCAUGAAUAUUUUAUGAAAAUAGUAAAAAUGUGUAUGUAUGAUGUAGCUUUGUAUCCUUGUUCAAGUUAUUUAUUAAAAUAUUUUUGAUACAUUA
This is a messenger RNA of Helicoverpa zea (corn earworm), 2974 nucleotides long. RefSeq lists its product as uncharacterized. Gene Ontology annotation, biological process: neurogenesis. Lineage: Eukaryota; Metazoa; Arthropoda; Insecta; Lepidoptera; Noctuidae. The record is from RefSeq and is a predicted model, not a curated record. Bases 156 to 1988 code for a protein of 610 amino acids. Gene Ontology annotation, molecular function: protein binding. Gene Ontology annotation, cellular component: cytosol; P-body. The transcript is spliced from 9 exons.